AAUCAACAGUUGCGCCGCGACCGCAGGUGCUACCGGAGAAACGAACCCUCAACCUCAUGCCCUGUUCCUCGGCAGACGCCGUCACGAUAUGUGUCUCAUUUCAGGUAUUGAAAUGGGCGACUAUUCUUAAAGUGGGGACGCCGAUCUGGAGGGGGAGCCGUGCGACCAAUAACGCUUCGACUUAUGAUGUCAUCGGAGGAGGAGAGUGAGUUCGGUUUGUAUACAGAUAAGCUCCUGAAGAAAUCCAAAAGAACUAGACAGCGCGUGGACGCCGGCGAACCGCGUAACUCGUACUCUUCGAUCCCGAACUUCAGUUCGCGACCGGCCUUUCUCGGUGGCAGUAGCAAUUUAUACGGCGCCAUUUUCACCCAACAGCAACAGUUCGGUCUCUUCGGACCGGGGUUCGCGCCCGCCAAGAUGCUGAACGAACUGCUCGGUCGGCAAAAGACCGAAAACGGCAACGACAGUGACGACAAGUUCGAUAACGUCAUCCGCUGCGACCAGAGUCCUCCUUCGGGAGAGCAACUUGCCCACCACAUGCUCCGGGACAUCCUGCAAGGGCGAAAGCACGAGCUCAUGGCCCUGGAGCACGACCUACGCAACGGACAGGACCACAUCAUGAACAACAACAACAACGAACCCAAAGCCAGUCCAGAACGAAACGAUGUGGACGCAGCGGUGGCCAUGAAGGAAUGCCUGGCUGAAGCCGGCGUUGGCGAACGACAACAGGUAGAGCUCAUGGAAGACGCCCUCAACGGCAUGGAAACCGAGUCGCUACCUUCCCCGAAAGUGGAGCCUUCGAGCCCCGCGAAACCAGAGGAUGCGAAAAAAGCGCGAGUAGAAAACAUCGUAUCCAGCAUGCGGUCGAGUCCUGCGCCUCCCCAAGUGAACGGAUGCAAGAAACGGAAGCUGUACCAGCCCCAACAGCACGACACUAACGCCGAAAGAUACGUGGACGACGAAGAGGAAGAUAUCGAGCCGAUAAGACAGAAACGUGUGGAAAAAAGUAUGCUCAAAUCCCAGCUGCGGUCGAUGCAAGAACAACUCGCAGAGAUGCAACAAAAAUACAUGCAGCUGUGCACUAGAGUGGAACAAGGCUCGGAAGAGAGCCAGGAGAUCGAGGAAAUUCCUAGUGACAGUGAACAGAGCAAACGAUCAGCACCACCCUCGCCAGUGACUACUAGUACACCCACCCCCUCACAACAGCAGCCGACGCUAGCGCAAGAGGUGAGCAAAAUGAAAAUAAGUCCUCCUGGUCCGCCGUUCCACAACGGCUUCCUACACAACCCUCACCAACACAUGAGUAACGCCGCAGCCAUGUACCUCGGCGUCAGCCACAAGCUCUUCAUGGAGCAAGAAGCCAGGCUAGCGAAAGAAGCUGCUGCGGCCAACGCCAUGAGCAAUGAAUCGCAACAAUCACAACCACCUCAGCAGCAACAGCAAAUCACUCCUCCGAAACCCGACCACAUAUCGGAACGCCUCAGCAUGAUGAGAAGCAUCAACCCAAGCGGUACGGAUCUAGAAGGCCUAGCCGACGUUCUGAAAAGCGAAAUAACGGCGUCGUUAUCCAACUUGAUAGACUCCAUCCUGCACAGAUUCGUGCACCAGAAGAGGUGCAAGCAGCAAGAUGCGGCGACCGCUGCGGAGCAAUUGAACAAAGACCUGUUGAUGGCCUCGCAGCUCCUGGAUAGGAAGUCGCCCAGGACCAAGGUGGCGGAACGGCCCCAAGCGCCGCCACCGCAAACCAACCACCAGAACCAAAUGGUGAACGGGAAUUCGGGCUGCCCGCCCAUGAUGCCCGUGCACAGUAUGAACAUGCAGAAGCCCUCGGAGCUGCACAUACGACCACCCAUGUUCCAGCCUCCGAAGCCGCCCGGUAUCAGCGCGCCCCUGUACGGCAUGAGCCACCCCUUUUGCGUGUCCAAGCAGGAGUCUCCCGAGCAGAACGAGGCGCUGAGUCUGGUGGUGGCGCCCAAGAAGAAGAGGCACAAAGUGACCGAUACAAGGAUUACUCCUCGUACCGUCAGCAGGAUCCUGGGCCAGGACGGCAUGGGGCUGUCUCCUGCGGGCAUGGAACCGCCUACGUGCUCUUCUCCGAGGCCGUCCCCAUAUCACCAGCCGCCGCCGAUGUUGCCCGUCUCCCUUCCUACGUCGGUGGCGAUACCCAAUCCAGGCCUACACGAAUCUCAGGUUUUCUCGCCCUACAGUCCCUUCUUCCAUGGGCCCAGUCAUGGCCACCACAUGGCAAUGCAGGCCUCCUCCUCCCCGCCCCGCAUGCACAAGCUGGAGCGCGAAUCGCCGCCCCUGCACCACCCGCCCACGCUGCUGCACCCCGCUUUGCUGGCGGCCGCCCAACAUGGCGCCUCCCCCGACUACGGGCACAUGCGGGUGCCCAACGGAGCGAUGAGCAUGGACAACGGGGACAGGAACUCGGACUGCAACUCCGGGGACCUGUCUUACGACGGCAUGCAGCCUACUAUAUCCUUUUUGUGCAAGGAUUUUAGCAAAAAUCUUAGCGCCCACCAUCCGAAUAUUUCCUUGACUUCUGAGCACUCGUCAACAUUGACGCCGAUGCACCUCAGGAAAGCCAAGCUGAUGUUCUUCUGGGUCAGGUAUCCGAGCUCAGCGGUCCUCAAGAUGUACUUCCCCGACAUCAAGUUCAAUAAAAACAACACUGCCCAACUAGUGAAGUGGUUCUCCAACUUCAGAGAAUUCUACUAUAUCCAAAUGGAAAAGUAUGCAAGGCAGGCGGUAUCAGAAGGAGUCAAAAACGCCGAUGAUCUGCACGUUGGAGGAGAUUCUGAACUAUACAGGGUGCUUAACCUGCACUACAAUAGAAACAAUCACAUCGAGGUUCCUUCCAACUUCAGGUUCGUAGUAGAGCAGACUCUCCGGGAGUUCUUCAAGGCCAUCCAAGAAGGCCGAGACGCCGAACAGUCCUGGAAGAAGUCCAUCUACAAAAUCAUCUCGAGGCUGGACGACCCUGUUCCGGAGUACUUCAAGUCUCCGAACUUCCUGGAACAGUUAGAGUGACCGGUUGGAGCCAACCGGCCCAAGGUGGUACCCCCGGGAGGCCUAUGGCUGCCGAGUGGUACCGCUGCCAGCAACAGGUGCUGAGCCGCCUCGACGUCAUAGAAUCGGUGACGUAUGCCACGAACUGUCAACGAUUUUUGUUGUUUUUAAUGGUUUUGAAGACGCCGAAGUUCCGCAGAACCUUGCCAUCUUUGAACGAAUUUGGACAUUUGUUGAGUAGUUGUGAUAGGUUGGCAACAAGACUUAAUGUUUACGCCUCAGGCUUUGCGUUCGUGGAAGAGCGAACAGUGAAUACAAAUCAAUCAAUUUUCCAGUGAUUACCUGAAUAUUUACCGGAUAGAAGUUGUUGACGUCAAGUCUUAAGUUUUACAAACCAGCAGUUAGCAAAGUUUAAAAUCUGCACUAUAUUUCGUUUACUUGGCAUGUUAUUGUUUACUGCCACUGUAAACUGUGCUAUGUCUAUAUUACCCACUUGUAUAUAAAUCUAGAUGUAUAUAGUAUUUAUCACUUAUUAUUUUUAUUUAUAUCUAUCAUUACAUUCCCAACCAAAGUUAUAUGUUUGCUAGUCAAGUGGGGUAGUCACCUCACUUUUAUUUUUUAUUUCAAUUUUUGUUCAUCUACAAUGUACAUCAAGAUGUUAUCGAAAACCCAAGAAAAUGUGUCUUUUUGUACAAUGUCGAUAUUCAGAUAUGACAUGAUUAUAUCUCAUAAACGUAUAAAAUACCUCAUGAGAUACAAUCAAAUAUUAUAAAGUAUAUUUGGUAGAUAUGCCUAUUAUUCAUUUAUGAAAUACUGGACUUUCCUUUGCGACACAUUAUCAUUAGGUAAAUAAUAAAUAUGAUAUAUUUGAAUAUUCAAUGCAAAAUAUCAUUCGGGGUUCUAAUUCAAUUCUCAUCAUGUAUUGGAUUAGAGUCCUAGCAAGUAUAGAAUCAGGUCAUAUUUGGAAAAAAUUCGAAUACAAGUAUUACAAACAGACACUAUAUUGACAGUAUCUUGAAGCAUUUUUCAUGAUAUUUGACAUAUCGGAAGGAUUCAAAAAACUUGUUAUAAUUCCAAAAUCCUCUUUUGUUUGUGCUGCUUGUAUCAAUGAUAUAUAGUGAAAUAAGAAUUAACAUAUUGAUUAACGAUACUAUCGAAAACAUUAUAGAUACAUAUUGAUACUUGAUUAUUAUUAUUUGAAUUAGAGAUUAUUAUAACAACUAUAAAAGGAUGUUCUGUGUGUAUGUUGGAAAAUCCAGUAUUUCUUCAACCCUUUUACGAUCAAUAUUUCUUACAUUUUUCUUUCUGUUUGUUUAAUUUUUUUUGAUCUGUUGGACUAGUUGCACUUUUUUUAUUUUGUAGCAUAUUUACCUGAUAUACUAGGCGAUCGAGUUACUCCCAUAUUUCAACUUUACUAAUUGUGUUCAGAAGGCUUAAUUUUCAAUUAGUAGUGAUAAACAACAUUCAGGUAAUUUUUCGGCCUGAAUAUAUAUUGAUUAUUUUCAAGAAUUUCGUUGCAAUAAAAUUAUUGAUUUUUACUGAGAGACAAAAAGAAUCAGUUGUCAUUAAAUGAAUCAAUUAUUUUCACUCGGGACCAUAAUUCUUCGAAGGAGAGCUUGCUCAAAAAUAUUGAAAUAUUGUCUUCCGCACUAAUUGAAUUGGGAAUUGAAUUGGCCUAUUGAACAUAAUUCUAGAGUGAUUUUGUCAGCGUAAACCUUCCGCCUAUACCUAAAGUAUUUUAAGUUACACAUGCACAAUACAAGUGUAGUUAUACACGAUCUCGUUGAUACAGUGUGAGGCAACUAGUCAUGUAAUUGAAUAUAUUCAGUUUUAAAUAUAUUUUUUUUUAUUUUCUUUUUCUUUCAGUCGUGGGCAGUUUACAGUGGAAGUAAUCCUACAAGUUUCCAAUCCGCGGCAAUCAAGCCGGAUUCAAAAUGAAAUACAAAUUGUACAUAAAAUUUUUUAGCCCAGUAUUCCUUCUGAUCCCGCAAUAGUACAGUCACAACAGCAUGCUAAAGAGGCCCCGAGAUAGUUAUCCUAGUCUACAGCUAGACUAUGAACUCGUGAUUUUGCUGUUCCUAAAGUUAUAUAUAUUCGAAACUGCCGAAAUUCGAAAGACUGCC
Molecule: messenger RNA, 5135 nt
Organism: Phaedon cochleariae (mustard beetle)
Lineage: Eukaryota; Metazoa; Arthropoda; Insecta; Coleoptera; Chrysomelidae
Source: the annotation of a GenBank genome assembly